AUGGAGAGGAAAGUGACCAGUACUCGGAGUCAAGCUGCUCGUGACAGCUCCACUAAUGAUGUGAAUCAAUUUUCGGUGCUCGAUAAUGAUCCUGUGCCUCGACAUUUUGAUCAGAGUAGAGAUCCAUAUUAUAUUGGAAAUGGAGAUCAUCCAUCAGCAAGCUUAGUUCCUAAAAUCUUGACUGGGAGUGACAAUUACAAUGCUUGGAGAAGGUCAAUGAUUGUUGCUCUGUCAGCCAGAAACAAGAUCCAGUUCGUUAAUGGGAAGCUGCAACAACAAGAUGAAGAUCAUGAUAUCUGGAAUCGAUGCAAUGAUCUGGUAAUUUCUUGGCUUUUGCAUUCAAUUUCUAUUGAUAUUGCUGAUAGUUUUAUGUACAAAGAAAAUGCAGCAGAAAUUCGGGAUGAUUUGCAAGAGAGAGUUCAUCAGAAAAAUGCUCCAAGAGUUUUUGAAGCGAAAAGAUCGAUGCAAAUGCUAAGUCAGGGAUCUCUUGAUGUCACUGCUUAUUUCACACGAAGAAAGGCUUUAUGGGAUUUAAUACAACAGUAUCGUCCUAUACCUGCUUGUAAUUGUGGAGCAAUGAAAAUUGUUCAAGAAUAUCAAGAAGAGGACAAAGUGAUGGAAUUUUUAAUCGGAUUGAAUGAAUCUUAUGGAGCCGUGCGUUCUCAGAUCCUUAUGCAAGAUCCUCUACCAGCUGUGAAUAAAGCAUAUGCAUCUGUCAUCCAAGAGGAAAGACAAAGGAGUAUUACUGCGAUUCCCAACACUGUUGCUGAAAGUGAUAAAAAUGCAUCAGAGUCUUCUGGAGCUACUGGUGAUCAGUUUGCUGGAAGUGCCACUUUUAAUCGAUCUAAAGUGACUUGUCAUCACUGUGGUAUGCUUGGACACAUUAUGGAGGGACAAGCUUCAGGACAUGAUGGACAAAGUGGACAAUGCAAUGUGCCAAAUCAGGAUCUUAUUCAAAGUCUUACCAAUCAGUACCAACAGCUCAUGAGUCUCUUAUCUCAAAAACCUCAAGAAACUCCAAAAACUUCUCCAAGUUUAGAUCAGCCCUUGGUGUCUCAAUUUUCUGGUAAGAAUUUUCCUAUUUUGCAUAAUAGGUGGAUUAUAGACACAAGAGCUACACAUCAUGUGUGUCCUGAUUUAUCCUUGUUUACAAAUAUUAAGAAAAGUAUAUCUCUCUCUACUGUUAACCUUCCAAAUAAUGCUUGUGUGAGAGUUAAUUGUGUUGGAAAUAUUCAACUUUCACCUGAUAUUAUUCUUAUGAAUGUGCUUCAUGUUCCUGAUUUUAGAUACAAUCUAUUGUCUGCUCCUUCACUAAUCAAAUCUAUUGGAUGUCAUUUCAACUUCUCUCUUAAUCAUUGUAUUAUUCAGGACAGUAUGAAGACUCGAACGAUUGGGAUGGGUGAUCGAAAUGGGGAUCUGUACUACUUGAACUUGUCACAUAAUUCCAUUCCUGCUGCCAUUUUUUCUGUUAUUAGUGACUCUACUGUUGUUGAUGAUAAUGUUUGGCACUAUCGUUAG
This is a messenger RNA of Cannabis sativa, 1518 nucleotides long. Its product is annotated as retrovirus-related Pol polyprotein from transposon RE1. The record is from RefSeq and is a predicted model, not a curated record. The coding region runs from base 1 to 1518 and encodes 505 amino acids. The transcript has 2 exons. NCBI's taxonomy places the organism in Eukaryota, Viridiplantae, Streptophyta, Magnoliopsida, Rosales, Cannabaceae.